UGGCUGUACCAGGAAAUGGAAACUGUUUUAGAGCACACUCAAAAGCGUGGUGUUUUAAUAACUGGAAAUCCAGGCUCUGGUAAGUCUGCUUUCCUUAGUUAUUUGCUUUGUUCCAGAACAUCAAGUCCAGUUAUUCACAGCAGAAUCCUUGGGUAUCAUUUUUGCAUGCACGUCGACAAAGGAACGCAGACUGGAGCCAAGUUCGUUCGAAAUCUUGCCAACAUGAUCGCUUCAAAACUGGAGAAGUACGGCAAAAUCCUUGAGACUGAUCCGUUUGUUCGAAGAGUAUUACACAAGGAUUGUCCUCAAGACUCAGAAUGGUGUUUCGAACAAGGAAUACUUACCCCCUUGAAAAACCUUGGACUAGAACCUGAGAAGCCUUGGUAUAUUGUCGUUGACGCCUUAGAUGAAUGUGCGAACGACAAGGCAGAGAUUCUAAACAUUCUUAAAUCCAAAAUUCGACGCCUUCCAAAGUGGCUGAAGCUGAUUUUGAGCUCAAGGAAUGUAAGCACCAUCACUGCAAGUUUCAAAGGGCUGAAAAUAGUAGAGUUACGGUCGGACGACACAAAAAACCUAGAUGACAUUGAUACAUAUUUAUCCUUCAAGGUGUUUUCUUGGAAAGAUUCCCUCGUGCAUAAAAUUAAAACGAACCUUGCAAUCACAAAUAACGAGGCGCCAGCUCAGAAAAUUGUUUCAAUUUUGACCCAGAAAGGUCAGGGAAACUUUCAGUUUGUUAAAGUUUUGUUGGACUUGUGGAUGGAAACAACCCAAAGUGUCAGUUUGGAUACGUUUCCUCAAACUCUUGACACCACAUAUCAGCUAUACUUCGAGAGAAAGUAUGCCACAUCCGAAUCUUUUCAACCCUUGCGAGCAAUUUUUGAAGUGCUUGUUGCAGCAUACACCCCCCUUACUAUCCAUGAAAUGCACUUAGCACUCAAGCUUGGACACCCAGCUCUUGACCUUGAGUACGACCUCAUGCCAAAACUUGACCUUGUAUCUUUGUUCUUGUGGCAUGGAUCAGGAGAGGAUCUCAUUCGGAUUCAUCAUGCAUCUUUGUCUGAGUGGCUCACGAGUGAUAAAAACAAAGGGAAAUUCUAUUAUAUCAAGAAGCAAAAUGGUCAUAACCGUCUUGCAAAGUACUAUCUGAAAAAGGCUGAAGAAAGCAAUUUCCCCCUCAAGCCGGAUAGUGCCUUUUACCUGGCGAGUCAUAUUGUUGAAGGGGGUCUGGAUGAUCCUUUGGUGGAGCAAUUUCUGUCCCUGCCAUCAAGUCAUAUUAAUUCAAGCGACCCUUUGACUCAAAUGACAGCACUUCACCACAGUUCCAGCUGGUUUAAUGCAGAUGUAACUAAACUUCUCGUGGGCCACUUCAGCGAUGUUGACAAUGUAGACUACAACCAACGUACACCAGCGUUUAUAGCGGCAACUUCUGGCUACUUGAAAAACUUGAAGAUUCUGUUUGGUAGAGGAGCUAACCUCAACCGUAGAGCAGCAUACUUGGAUUUUGAAAGUGUCUCACACUCCAAAAAUCCCAUUAAAGAGUGUAGAAGAAAGCUAUGCGGAUAUUCAUUAUUGCAUACAGCCGCUCAAAAAGGUAACAACGAUGUUGUAGCCUUUCUUAUUCAGCACAAAGUGAAUAUUUUCAGCACAACUGGAGCUAACAAUACUGCUCUGCAAUUGGCGGCGGCUAACGGUCAUCUUGACAUUGUCCAGAUACUUCAGAGCGCUGGGGGAGAACUGGAUGACAUAUCAUUACAUCACGCAGCAGCUGGGGGUCAUAAUGAGGUCGUACAAUACCUACUGGGAGAAGGAGUUGCAGAUGACUGUGUCCAGAACAUCCCGUUUUCUGCUUUUCCUGAUGAAGAUGGGAGCGAAUUGGAGUCUAAAAAAUUACGUUUGUAUGAUAACCAUCAUCUUCACCUGCGUGAAACAGCCCUUCAUGCGGCAGUUGCUCGAGGACAUGUGGACGUGAUUAAAACUUUGUUGAGCCAAGACCAAAAUACUAUUAAUUGUCCAAAUUCUGCGACAAGACUCCCCUUACACGAGGCUGUGUACGCAAAUAAUUAUAACAUCUUAGAAACACUGUUGAAGUCUGGAGUUGAUGCCAAUGUUCAUUGUAAUGAUAGAAUGUUAUCAUCGAGUACUGGCUCCUUUACAGAAGGUACGAUGUUUCCAACUCGUUGUCCGUGUGGAUUUACUGCUAUGCAUAUCGCUGCUAAGCAUGGCUAUCAUAGUAUUGCCGAGUUGCUUAUCAAGUACGAAGUAGAUCCUGACACGUUUGAUUGUAAUGGCUCCACGCCACUCCACAUCGCCUCCUGCCACAAUAUGCCAUCCCUUGUAACACUUCUGGUCAGCAGUGGAGCAGAUAUCGAUGCACGAAGCCUAAAUGGAUCAACACCCCUACAUAGUGCCGCGUCAUGUUUUUCAAAGGACGUUUUUGGGCCUCUGUUUGACCUGAGAUGCGAUCACCAAGCUACUGAUGGCGAGGGAAUGACGGCUUUACACUAUGUGGUAAAAGACAUAACACACGUGGGUUCUGAGUAUUUUGCAGACUUAUAUGUCACCAAUCCUAAGGGUUGGAUAGAGAAACAUUCUGGAGCUUUUCAGACGAUCAUGAGCGAAUUGGAUAUUCAAUAUCCUUGGUUAAAUACCUUGAUCAAGCUUGUUAAGCUGGAUUCCAAGAGAGGAAAAGCUAAUACUCUAGCUAUGCGAGACCAUAGAAAUCGAACGUUCUUCCAUAUAUUAGAAGAGAAAACCAGUACUUUCAACAACCUAACAGGAAGCAGUCGUUUCAGCGAAAGUUCUCUUGUGUUAUCCUUGACACCUUUCAUUAUUUCUUACGAUAUUGCAGUCUCUGAGAGGCUGAAGGACCGUGUCGUUGCGUUAAAUAAGCCAUAUGAACAAGCCUUGGUUGCAACGUCUUUUACGAGGGUCAUAUCGCGAGCGUAUACAACAACAUUUACAAAGUUCAACUGCUCACAUCUGCUUGAUUAUGUUAGACUCCAUUUCGUUUAUGCCGCCAACACCUUAUUACAAGCAGGUGUGGACGUUAACUGUCGAGGUGCCUCGGGGCUAACUCCUCUGCUUGCUUAUUUGCGCAUCGGUGGCCGUCAUAUGUCAAAAGUUCUUGUAAAACAUAACGUGAAAGUGGACAUCACGUGUGGAGAUCCCUUCGAGGAUUCAGUCUUUCACUUAGCGUCAUAUCACAAACUGCAUUACCUUCAUUACCUUUACGAAUAUUUAAAGGGAAGUGAUAACUGGCAAAAAUAUUUGCAAACAGAAAAUGCGUUUUUCGACUACUUUCUGGAUAAAUACGACGAGCACAUCGACGAGGGAAACCUGAAAACAAUCAAGACCGGCGAUGGACCAUUGACUUUGGCCAUUCUGUCUUAUUUUGACGGCAGUAACGUUUUAGAUGAAUGUUUUGAUGCAGAGGGCUAUAACGCUCUACAUAGAGCGGCUCAGGGUGCAAACCUGGUGGCAAUUGAAAAAUUUCUUUCUUUAGGUGCUAACCUAAGUAUAGAAACUCAUGACGGGUCCUCCCCUUUAUGGCUUUCAGUAUUAUAUGCUGUGAAAUACAGGCCUUUUCUAAACCUCGAAGUACCCAGUGCACUCACAGCUUUGGAGGUUGAAUUCGCCUCACUUUCGGCUUCAGCUAUUUUAAAUCAUUUCCUUAAAGAUGGGACCUUGGAUAUUGGCUGUAGUGAAAAGCGUUCUGAUCUGACCCUUUACCACGUUGCAGCUACCCGAGGGAUGUGGCAAUUUAUUGCACAUUUGCUCUCUAGCAGUGAAAUUAUUGGUGUUGAUGUGGACUGCCCCAAUAAAGAUGGAAUUACUCCAAUGUACUUAGCAUUAUUCAUUGGCGGCGACUCGUGUGAGUGGCACAGUCCAUGGUGCAAAGUUGUCGACGUAAUAAAGAACUACGGUGGUACUCUUCGAUAUCCCUCGCUAGAAGCAGAGUACUUCCUCAUCUACAAUAUGUUCUUUGGAAUGAAUCCUAGCAGGUUGUUUCUAGAGCUUACGGAAGAUGAGAUACUAACUCUUCAGGAGGGCUGUGGGCGCGAUGAAUGCCGAAAAUAUAAGGCUGCAAACGUCAACCUUUUCAAAACAUCUGACGAAGUAGAUAGAAUUCGCGUCGAUUACCAGAAGAAGGUGGACAAAUGUUCUUCAUUCAUAGCAGAUUGUCCAGCUGACAUAAAAAGAGGUUUACCCCAUUUUACAAUUGUGGUGAUUUUCCUUGACCGCCAACAGGCCCUAAAACUUAACUUUCUAGAUACUCGAAAUUCUCUUGUUACUUUCCUCGACGAUGAAAUCGAGCGACUGAAGAACCUUUUGUUUGUUGCCUCGAGACCUCAUGCAGAAAUGCGUUGUACAAAAGCUCCAAAAGAUUACAAACCAAAGGAAGAAACCAUUGAUAUGUGUUACCAGUUUCGUGGUAAACAGGAUCUCGAAACUCUACUUCACAAAUUCUAUCGCAAUUACAAACGGAACCUCGAUUUAGUCCUAGAAAAGUCGGAUGAAGUGAGAUCUCACAUGCCUUUAAAUGGUAAACUGCCACGAUUUUUAUCAAAGAUGAAUUUUGCAUUAGCUGAUUACGAUACUUCCUUAAAUUGUGACUGGCAAGCAAUUGCAAUCAAGUAUGUGCAGCUUAGUUUCCAGGUGCGCAAUUUGAACUAUUGGAUUCAGGCUGCCCACAAAACGUCUACAGUGCCAAGCGUAUCGGGUUUUCUUUCGAAAAGAAUGGAAAAUGCUAUCCUGCAACAUUCAGAAGAGUCACUUAAACUUGUUCUCAAGCUGGCAUCCGGACACCCGACUGAAGCCUUUAAUUAUCUAAGAACUUUGAGAUUUACACGGCCACCUAUGUGGUAUGAGACGUUUGGUGUAGGAAACUUUGGGCAGAGAAUGGGUCCGUAGGAGAUAACAAUUUAUGUCCACUUUUUUGACUGACCUAAUGAAGAGAACUCCAAAACAUUCGAUUCAACUAAAUUUUAAUCCACUGAUUGACACAUUUUUUAUUACUGAGUGACAUAAUUAAUUUGACAAUGUAACAGCUCGAAAUAGGUCGUAGACAAAAUUGAAUUUUUUACGGAGUUAAGGAAACACAGUCCGUGGUUUAAACAGGUUUGAAAGGGCCUCAUUUGACCGUCUGUCCACUGGACUCGUUUGCUUGUUGUGUUUAACGAAUGUUUUGAGUGGUCCCAUUUCCCCCUGUUUUUAUAUCUCUAUAAAUAUAUAUCUUUCUUGUGAAAAACGUUUUUACUUCCAUCAUAUCUAAACUUGAAUCGCAGUUAAGGAGGGAGUUUGCUUUCUCGCUGAAAACUCAAAUAUUAAUUUUUGUACAUUUUGAUCAAUGAAUCGUCAAAUCAAGCUGCUAAUAUAAUGUUUAUUUUUUUAUAAUGCCUAGAGAACAUCACAGCAGAAAAAAAAUGGUUUCUUUUAGUAUUUACCUAAAAAAGCCACAGUCCUCAGUCUCCGAAAAAAAAAGUUAAAUUUCUCUUCCUAAAAUCUACAGAUUUGGGUCGAUUAUUCAACUGAAUAGGAGUUUUGUAAGCUGUUUUAGUUUUAAUCUAGCUUGUUCAGUACUCCAGUGAACAAUUAGAACGUAGGAGUAAAAUUUGAUCGUGUAGUCCGAUCGUCCUGGUCAGAGUAGUCCUGAGAAGUCGUCGGUUGCAGAGACUUAUAUUUCGAUAACCUUAGCGGAAGUCCAGCAAGAGUCUUCUGAGAAUGACUUCCGCUUAGGUUGCGAAACGUCGGUUACCACUACCCACAGUGGUCCUUCUCAGGACGAUCAAUUCUCUCACGAACGAUGAGCCCAACGCGAUCAAGGCGUCAAGCAAUUGCAAGAACCCCAAAUAUGACUUAAAUAAAUGUAAGUAACUUUCUGAAUUAAAAAUAACCAAACAGUAAAUGGGACGUUAGCAAUUUUUCAUUCGAGCUCCAGUGAGGCUUUGGCUAAGAUUCUGUGACUACAAGGCUGAAAUACAGUAGUUAUGAGCUACCGUAGAAGAGAUUGGUCAGAAAUCCGGCAGAUUUCUUAGGUAAAUUUUUUUUUUUAGGCCUUUUGGGUUUGGCAUUCCAAUUAUUUUGAGCUGACUGAUCGAUAGAAACUUCUCAUCAACUAUCUUCAGUAUCAAAGUGUAAAAUCAAAAGCAGAGCAGUAGAUAGGGCACGGUCAGAGAAAUCCCAACGUAAACGGUAACACCGUUUUCACCUGUUCGAAUCUUUGCUUUAUGCUAGCUUUCCUGACCAGUCAACUCUACCCUGACUACCGUUAAACGUACCAAAUUAUGUCAACGUUUUUACUUAGAAAUAAAGUAUUGUUUUGGAA
This is a messenger RNA of Pocillopora damicornis (cauliflower coral), 6325 nucleotides long. RefSeq lists its product as uncharacterized. Lineage: Eukaryota; Metazoa; Cnidaria; Anthozoa; Scleractinia; Pocilloporidae. Gene Ontology annotation, molecular function: protein binding. The record is from RefSeq and is a predicted model, not a curated record.